GAACGGUUGGUGGGGGACUGACGACUCAGUGGAGAAAAGAAAUGGCGAUGCUCGGAGGAUUUAGCGCAGCACCGCACAAGAAAAAUCUCUCCGAGGGCAGCGGCGACGUGUCAGAAUUCGUCUGUCCAGUCUGUCUUGAAAUCUUCGAGAGUCCCGUAACAACACAAUGCGGCCAUACGUUCUGCCAGAGUUGUUUGCAGGAGUGUUUGCGUCCACAGAAGCCCGUUUGCGCUGUAUGUCGCGCUGGGCUGGGCCACUGGACUAAAGCUGCUGAUCUUGAAGCUGUUAUCCAAUCAUCUGCGGCAUCUUGUAAGGGAUGUGGAGCUCAGGUUGGCCUUUCCCAGAUGAGAAGCCACACAGCUGCUUGUUCAAAAUACCAGGAGUACAUUGAGGAGGGAGUGAGGACCACUGCCCAGAGCCAGCCUACCAUCAUCAGUCCGGUGCCAAAUCGCUACACCUUCACCUGCCCGUACUGUAACUGCCAGAACCUUGAUCAGGACGGCCUGGUUGAACAUUGCACUUCCCAUCAUGCUCGAGACACACGCCAAGUGGUGUGCCCCAUCUGUGCCUCAAUGCCCUGGGGGGACCCUAACUACAGGAGUGCCGACUUUUUCCAGCACCUGAAGAUCAGACACACCUUCUCAUACGAUACCUUUGUUGAUUACUCGACAGAUGAGCACACGAUGAUCCAGGAGGCUCUACAGCGCUCUCUUUUGGACAACUGAAGUGUGAGGAACAAUCCACCAGGAAGAGGAAUCUAGUGAAGUGAAUGGGGGAUGGUGAUGUGAAGUCUUGAGAAGACUGAACAACACACUGUAUCAACAUUCAUGGUGAUACUGUAUAACUAAGGGUAAUCACUUUCACAGGGAAUUGGUCUUGUUGCAUAAAUCUAUAGGUUUAUUAUUCAGAAAAUUAAAUCACGCAAUAUGGUUAAAAACAAUCAUAUUGUACCAUCUGGUUUAGGAGUGAUUCUGUGUUUCUGGUGUGAUAAUCUUUUAUCUCCCCCAGUUGAGUCUGUAGACUUGAUAGUUUGUUGAUUAUCUAUUAAACUAUGUUUGUUAAAGCAGUUUGUUCAUUAAUGACAAGGUGUCAUAUAGCCAAAAACUUCCAAAGUUGUAAUUAAAUUCCCCUGUUGUCAAUACUUGAUGUUAUAAGAGGGUUCGACCACUAGGUGGCUAACUAUUGCCAGCAGACGACAAGCUUCACUCAGCGAUGUUGUCAAGUAAUCUGAACAAUAAUAUAUAAUAAUCUAUUGCAUGUUCUCUCUCAACAAAGGAGAGGUAGAUUUUUUGUUUGUUUUUGUAUUUGAGUUUAUUAGCAGAUGGAAGCUCUGUCUUUUUUAUGCUGUUUCUGGGAAAAGUUUGUCUGAGAGAGCGUGUGUGUUCAUUCUGUUUUCAGAGAUCUACUGGAACGAAUAAAUAAUAUGAGGGUCGAACAAAGCCAGAGAGGGCUGUUUGCUUUAUUGUAAUGUUUCUCCCUUAUGUCUUUGUGCCUGCUGGUAGAUCUUGUUUCCUGACUUCCAAAACUCAUAGGGCUAAUAGUUCAUCCAGUGAACCAAAAGAUGCAAGUAGGAGACCAUCAGUGUGUCAUUAAUCGGUCAGUUCUGUGGGUUGUUUUUUUGCCUGUGUGUGUGUUUUGUUUUUUGUUUCUUUCUCAUUUUGGUGAGAAUUUCUUUGCAUGUUCACGGCCAUUAGGGGGCAGUAGAGUUCCACCUUUCUCUGGUGAUCCAUGAUCGGCCCUCACCAUCCUCCUGGCUCUGUUGCAAGACAUAAUUCAACACAGAUUUCAUUCUAUAAAUGUGCUUUACUCAAUGCAUUGUUCAAAUGCAGCACAGACAAUGUCACUGAUCUUUAGAAACCAAGGUUUUAUUGGGGUUAUUUGUUGUACUUUUAACAGAAUAAAACCACAGCUUUGCUUUUAGACGGUUGACGACGAACAGGACUUAAGAUUUUCAAUGUAACGUACUGUACUGUGUAUAUUUCAUGCCCAGUGUCUUGGAUACUUCAGCACAAAAGACAAAAAAAAUAAAAAAUCCACUUUGUUUUGCUGGCUUUCAUAUUUUUGGUAAUGUCACUGCCAACAGUUCUGAAAAAAAAAAAAAAAAUCAACAUAGUUAUAAUUUGUAUGCUUCCAUACCUGAAAGCAUGUGGAGUAUUGAGAAAAAAAAUUCAGUUUGACUUCGCUCGAUUUAUACUGGAUGUUUUUAUUGUAAUUCUUCAAAUGUGAAUUGUGUCUCUUAUUUUACAUCUGUGUUGUUUUUUCCAUGGACUUGUAAUUGUCAGAAAUCAAACACAUCACAUUAGUGCAAGACUUUGCACUCAGUUGCAUUAUUGCAUUUGUCUUCUACCAACAGGUAAAUAAACUUAAUACACCCAGAUCAAGUAGCUCUAGAGCAAAACCUUAAUGCCUUUUCACAUAGUCUUUGGUGCCACUUAGCCCUAGAUGUUCAUCUUUUCUCUCCAAUAAAAAUGUGUAAUAAUUUUGUAUAUGUA
Molecule: messenger RNA, 2492 nt
Organism: Acanthopagrus latus (yellowfin seabream)
Lineage: Eukaryota; Metazoa; Chordata; Actinopteri; Spariformes; Sparidae
Gene: rnf114
Product: ring finger protein 114
Exons: 6
Coding region: 42-725 (227 amino acids)
Biological process (GO): protein polyubiquitination; ubiquitin-dependent protein catabolic process
Molecular function (GO): metal ion binding; ubiquitin protein ligase activity
Source: RefSeq, a predicted model, not a curated record